CGCACCGCUGCGAGGUUGGAGAGACGGACAGUGCGGCAGGAAAACCGCAACAACGCGCACCGUGGUUGAUUACAAACGGGACGUCAAAAAACACGGGCUAUUCUCAGAGGAAUGUGUAAACAUGAACCGAAACGCGUCACUCGCGACUCAUAGAGGACAAUUGUGGAGUUUUUCUUCAUUCGUUAUCACUGUGGAAAAGGAGACGCUGAAUUCCAUCUGAAUUCCAAGGGGAGCCUUGACAUCUCUUCUGAACCAGCCCGUCUGAAUGGUUGCGCGGAGGAGAUGACUGGAAAAUACAAAGAGCAGCGAGUCAAUGUGCCAACGUGGAGUCAGGGACAAAUAUCUAUGUAGACAACUGCUGAAACAUUUAUUUUCCUCUGCUUAUUUACAGUUUAAAGAAACACACUGCAUCUCAACAAGUCAAUUAUUCUGCAUGAAAUUCCAUUAGCGGGGAUGCCCUCGUUCUCUGUUGCCUAAUAGGGAGCUUAAAUCCAAGAAGUGAAAGAUGGGUGAAGUUCAAGACAUCAAGGAUGUUAAAAAGAUAUUUAUUGCUCCGGCAAUAAAGUAUUUUGAUCACUACGACUUCGCGAGAGCCAAGAUUGGUUGCAGCCUAAAGUGGUUGGUGACCAAGGCGUAUGGGACAGACGGCGUCCCAGCAGACCUGCGGGACCCCUUCUACACGGACCAGUACGACCAGGAGCACCUGAAGCCCCCCGUGGUCAGCCUCCUCCUGUCCGCCGACCUCUACCGGAGGGCCGGCAGCCACAUCCUGAAGAGUGACCCGGCCGCCGGGCCUCUUCUGGGGCACGACGCCGUAAUCCAGGCCCUGGCUCAGAGAGGCCUCUACGUCACCGAACAGGAGAGGCUUGUCACAGAGAGAGACCUUCAUAGGAGACCUCUGCAAAUGGUAAGGGCACUGGAGGGAUACGGGGACAUUUGAGAGGUUUAGGGGGAC
Molecule: messenger RNA, 955 nt
Organism: Gadus macrocephalus (Pacific cod)
Lineage: Eukaryota; Metazoa; Chordata; Actinopteri; Gadiformes; Gadidae
Product: calmodulin-regulated spectrin-associated protein 2-like
Exons: 2
Coding region: 506-940 (144 amino acids)
Biological process (GO): cytoplasmic microtubule organization; negative regulation of microtubule depolymerization
Cellular component (GO): microtubule minus-end
Molecular function (GO): microtubule minus-end binding; calmodulin binding
Source: RefSeq, a predicted model, not a curated record